Messenger RNA from Solanum verrucosum, 1035 nucleotides. Its product is annotated as GDSL esterase/lipase At4g16230-like. The transcript is spliced from 5 exons. The record is from RefSeq and is a predicted model, not a curated record. Gene Ontology annotation, molecular function: hydrolase activity, acting on ester bonds. Lineage: Eukaryota; Viridiplantae; Streptophyta; Magnoliopsida; Solanales; Solanaceae. Bases 1 to 1035 code for a protein of 344 amino acids.
AUGUUUUGUUUGGCAGAAAAUGUAACUGCUAAUUUUGUGUUUGGAGAUUCAUUAGUUGAUGUUGGUAACAAUAACUAUAUUCCUUCUCUUUCAAAAGCAAAUUUCUACCCAAAUGGUAUUGAUUUUGGGCGUCCAACAGGAAGAUAUACAAAUGGAAGAACUAUAGUUGACAUUAUAGGUCAGGAAGUGGGAUUUAAUUUUACACCACCGUACUUGGCACCAACAACAUCCGGACCAGUAGUUCUGCAAGGUGUAAAUUAUGCUUCUGGCGGAGGAGGCAUUCUUAAUGGCACGGGCAAAAUUUUCGGUGGAAGGAUCAACAUGGAUGCUCAAUUAGACAACUUUGCAAACACAAGACAGUACAUAAUCACAAGAUUAGGAGAAGCGGCCGCGAUGAAGCUGCUAGAGAAUGCACUAUUCUCAGUAACAAUGGGCUCAAAUGACUUCAUCAACAAUUAUCUCACCCCUGUUUUAUCCACAGCAAAGCAACUGACAGUACCUCCUGAGAAAUUUGUGGGAGAAGUCAUAUUCAAAUACAAAAUUCAACUAACGAGACUUUAUAAUAUGGGUGCGAGGAAGAUAAUAGUGGUAAACGUUGGACCUAUUGGAUGUAUCCCGUACCAAAGGGAAAUAAAUCCAUCAGCUGGAAACAAGUGUGUUAAUUUCCCAAAUGAACUAGCACAACUAUUUAACAACCAAUUGAGAAUCCUAGUGACUCAACUCAAUUCCAAACUUAUUGGAUCAAAAUUUGUCUAUGCAGAUGUCUACGAAAUCGUCCAAGAUAUUAUUCAGAACUAUUCAUCUUAUGGAUUUGAGAGUGCAAACUCAGCUUGUUGUUCAGGUGGUGGACGAUUUGGGGGCAUAAUUCCAUGUGGUCCUUCAUCUAAAAUAUGUGCAGAUAGAAGCAAGUAUGUGUUCUGGGAUCCAUACCAUCCGUCUGAUGCUGCUAAUAUCGUCGUAGCAAAACGUCUGCUCGACGGGAAAUCUGCUGAAAUUUGGCCUAUGAAUGUCAGGCAGCUCCUUGCAUCUUCCUAA